This is a messenger RNA of Osmerus eperlanus (European smelt), 2040 nucleotides long. RefSeq names its product ankyrin repeat and SOCS box protein 17-like. The transcript is spliced from 3 exons. Gene Ontology annotation, biological process: intracellular signal transduction. Bases 1043 to 1918 code for a protein of 291 amino acids. The record is from RefSeq and is a predicted model, not a curated record. Gene Ontology annotation, molecular function: protein binding. NCBI's taxonomy places the organism in Eukaryota, Metazoa, Chordata, Actinopteri, Osmeriformes, Osmeridae.
GUAAACAUGAAUCACUGGAGCAAAGACAGCAACGCAAGAAUCGAUACUCUGAUGAGGGCGCACGAAAGAAAUGACCAUGAAAUAAAAAGAUACACAAGUGAAAGGCAGUUACUGGAGCAAGAUCACUACCGUUCUAUGUAUUUGAUCAACAGGAGAAUACGAGACAUCAAGACGACAUUGAGGAAUAUAGAAACAAUUAGUGGGUAUUGCCACCAAAUGACAGUGGUAAACACACAAUCAAGCAUGCGUCUGAACCACACUACAGGAAAUGUAAACAUGAGGCGAUGGACAGGGGCCAGUUCAAGAGGAGCACGUGGCAACACUUUGACAGAUGGUACAGUUGGUUUUAAAGUUUCCUCUUCGACCUCGUCUUUUACACACUCGGACUCCAAGCGACCAUUCAGCGUAGACCUACCUGUGAUACAGAAAUGUCAUAAACUAACUGAUUUCCUCUACGAUUUCUCAAGCCUAUCUAUUUCCAAGGAAGUUCAUUCCAAAUCGGCAGUGCCGUUGAAAUACGACAGUGCGACAAGGUGGAAUGUGGAGAAAUACUCUUCUAAGUUGUUCUUAGGGGUGCCCAUGACAAGUCCUAUUGUUGGCACCAGCCGUUGCACCCGUCUCAAAGAAGCAAUGUCGAAGACUGCAAUCCAAGAGGGUCUGAAAGCGCUCAUCCACGAGUACAAUAUACCCCAGAGAAUGUUUCUAGAAAAGGAAAAGCAAGGAAAAGCUUUACAUAAAAAAGUUAAUGUUUUUAUCGAAAGAAUGUAGACACUGUUUUAAUUAAAGGAUGUGCGUAAGACAAUACAUUUAUUUUCGUCGUUAAAUAGUUAUAGGCCUAUAUUAAACUACUAAUUCUUACAGAUCUACCUUUUAUACCUAUUUAAAUGCAACUGAACGCUUCAUAGUAUGGGUCAUAGUGCGCACAGUUUGAACGUUCUUCAUUACGUGUUAGUUUUGCCAAUGUAACAAUGGUAACAAUGUUAUUCCAAAACCUUUCCAAAAGCAUGGCAGAAACGUGAAACGGGAGUGUCCGACCACAACAAUGUCGGACAGCGAAGAUGACAAUCAUCACGAUUGCAACGUUUUUCUCAAUUUGGUUGCGCGCGUAAGUCGGAAACCACUUUACAGGUUUCCCGGACAAUGGGGCCAAGAGACAUAUGAGCCUCGCAUCUAUAAAACGUUGGGAACAAUCCUGCGCAAUGCAACAUCAGAGGAAUUUGAUUCAUUCAUAGUAGAUUUCAUAAAUUUCGCUAAAACCGCACAUGCCCGAUUGGAGCCCGAGUUCUACAUGGAAUUCAUAAACGUGUGCACCAACACCAUCCUCCACUGGGUCUUCGCGCGCAGAGGCAGCGCAGAAAUAGUCAGGAAAUUGAUGGAGAGGACGUCACCGUAUCUUCAGGACCAGACAAACAACCUGGCCAUUGCAUGGAGGCGCUUCACGCCCAUUUACAGCCCCAGUACAGUGGGUGGUGUGACUCCCCUCAUGUUCGUGGCGCAGAACCGCCAGUAUGACGUGCUGAAGGUUCUACUGCAGUACGGUAUGCUGGAGCGCGAGCGGCGACCCACCUAUGUCAUCAUCUCCAUCCUGUUCAACCCACCACGCCUGGAAGUGUUGGAUGAGAGAUGCCUCACCACAGUCACCACAGAGCUGGAGGACUGCAUGGAGCUGUGCUUCCGGGUGGUCACCUAUGUCUGUAUGGCAGACAUUGAGAUGCAGGUGGUGUACGGGCGCAAGGCCCUGAUCGAAGACUGGAAGAAGCACAUCCCCCUGACGCGCUACCAGGAGCCGUGUGAGCUGAGCCACCUGUGCAGGGUGGCGGUGAGGGCCUGCCUGCUGCAGAGGGGCCGGCUCCCCGACGGCAUCAGGGCCCUGCCUCUGCCCGCGCCUCUCCGCAACUACCUCAACCUGGACAACUGAACAUAGCACAACCGCCAACCCCUCCAGCCCACCGCACCAGAACUGGGUUUGAAACCGGUUGAAAGGGGGGGGUCGCACUCUGCUGACUCACUAUUCAUCUGUCAAUAAAGCAUCUGAGCAGA